AUGGAGCUGAGGGAACUGGAGGCCAAACAGGCUGAGCGUAAACAUCAAGAUGAGGUGAGCAAGCAGAAGAAGGUUGCAGAGGAGCAGGGAAAACGUGACCGGCAAGCAGAGCAGGAACAGUCCCAAGUUGCAUUUACAGGCGCAAUCAAGACCAAAAAAUUGGACGAGCUAUGUGAUAUAGCUGCAGCCUUGCGAUUACCGGAGACUGGACUCAAGGCAGAGCUGCUCCAGCGAAUUGUGCAGUUCUUUGAUGGCCAACCUGAACUCAAGAAAAACCAGCGGUACGAGGGUUUAUUCAAUCACCCCCAUUCUCGCAGGUGGCAUGUUGAAACCAACAAUAACACUAUUGAGUCAGUACCACAAGACACAAGUCAUCAAAAUUCAAUUCAUGAACCAUUUGGCGGCUAUCAACCCCCCACAUUAUCCCAUGCACCAUUCCGCACUUCAGCUUCAGCCUCCCCCUAUUCCAAGUCCUCACUUUGCGCUGCCGCCAGCACUGGCCAGUAG
Messenger RNA from Suillus plorans, 507 nucleotides. RefSeq lists its product as uncharacterized. The record is from RefSeq and is a predicted model, not a curated record. The transcript has a single exon. Bases 1 to 507 code for a protein of 168 amino acids. NCBI's taxonomy places the organism in Eukaryota, Fungi, Basidiomycota, Agaricomycetes, Boletales, Suillaceae.